Molecule: messenger RNA, 468 nt
Organism: Acanthosepion pharaonis
Lineage: Eukaryota; Metazoa; Mollusca; Cephalopoda; Sepiida; Sepiidae
Source: the annotation of a GenBank genome assembly
AUGUCUGGCUGUAUUACUGUAUCUAUAACGUCUGGUUGUAUUACAGUAUCUAUAAUGUCUGGUUGUAUUACUGUAUUUAUAAUGUCUGUCUGUAUUACUGUAUCUAUAACGUCUGGCUGUAUUGCUGUUUCUAUAAUGUGUGGAUGUAUUACUGUAUCUAUAACAUCUGGCUUCAUUACUGUAUCUAUAAUGUCUGUAUGUAUUACUGUAUCUAUAAUGUCUGGAUGUAUUACUGUAUCUAUAACGUCUGGCUUCAUUACUGUAUCUAUAAUGUCUGGCUGUAUUACUGUAUCUAUAAUGUCUGGCUAUAUUACUGUAUCUAUAACGUCUGGAUGUAUUACUUUGUCUAUAAUGUCUGGCUGUAUUACUGUAUCAAUAAUGUCUGGCUGUAUUACUGUAUCUAUAACGUCUGGAUGUAUUACUGUACCUAUAACAUCUGGCUGUAUUACUGUAUCUAUAACGUCUUGA